Messenger RNA from Lates calcarifer (barramundi perch), 1796 nucleotides. It is a transcript of the gene trappc5, whose product is annotated as trafficking protein particle complex subunit 5. NCBI's taxonomy places the organism in Eukaryota, Metazoa, Chordata, Actinopteri, Centropomidae. The transcript is spliced from 3 exons. Gene Ontology annotation, biological process: endoplasmic reticulum to Golgi vesicle-mediated transport. Bases 457 to 1125 code for a protein of 222 amino acids. Gene Ontology annotation, cellular component: TRAPPII protein complex; TRAPPIII protein complex; TRAPPI protein complex. The record is from RefSeq and is a predicted model, not a curated record.
UGCUUUUCCUGAAAUUAUAUUGGGGUUGUCUCUCUUUCCCCAUUCAUUACGCAGCCCUGCACAGACUCAUUAUACAGUACAGUAUGUCAUUCGGUAAACACAACUGAAGUGAAAGAUAAAACAGAUUUAUGGUUAAUGUUUACCAUCUCAUGUGAUGCGUGGAUCUGUUUGUCUGCUCACCACUGCCAGGAAACAUAUUUAGUCACUGGUGAUCAGUCAACUCUAUGUGAACUCUAAAUGCAGGGAGAUUACAGACAAACAGAACUGUCCUGAUUUGAGGUGGAGUUUGGAUUUUUUACACCAUGAUGAAGCUGGCAUCACAAAACUGGUGUUAAAGCUGUAAUCAGUGGGCUACAUAAACAUGCACUCAUGAUAACUUCUCACAAAUUCAAGAAAACAGCCCCCUCUGAGUAAUUUAAUGCACUUAAAGAAGUUUUACACUCAUGUAAGUCAUUCAUGGAGACACCAGACUACAAGGGACAAAAUCAUGAGGAGCUGUCUUUAAGUCACUCUGAGUUACACCAACCUCUACAAAAGACGCUCAUUAUAAAUAUCAUUAUGGAGACUCGCUUCACCAGAGGCAAGUCUGCUAUUUUGGAGCGGCCUCUGAGCCGACCUAAAACCGAGGUGAGUGUGAGCGCCUUCGCCCUGCUCUUCUCGGAGGUGGUGCAGUACUGCCAGAGCCGGGUGUACUCGGUGUCCGAGCUGCAGGCUCGUCUGGCCGAGCUGGGUCAGCGCGUCGGAGGCAGCCUGCUGGACGUGCUGGUGCUGAGAGAGAAGAACGGCAAGAGGGAGACCAAGGUCCUGAACAUAUUGCUGUUCAUCAAGGUAUCCGUUUGGAGAGCCUUGUUUGGCAAGGAAGCAGACAAGCUGGAGCAGGCCAACGACGACGAUAAGACCUACUACAUCAUCGAGAAGGAGCCCCUCGUCAACACGUACAUCUCCGUUCCUAAAGAGAACAGCACGUUGAACUGUGCAGCCUUUACCGGAGGGAUCGUAGAGGCCAUCCUCACCCACAGCGGCUUCCCCGCCAAGGUCACAGUCCACUGGCACAAGGGCACCACGCUCAUGAUCAAGUUUGACGAGGCGGUGAUCGCCAGAGACAAGGCACUGGAGGGCAGAUAGGAGAGAGGUUUGAUAAAGAAAGAUACUCAGUUUACUUUCAUAGGUCUACAUAAAAAGGGCAUUUGUCAUUUUUUGCUUUAAAAAUUAGUUAAUCAAUUCUCAAAAUUGUUGUCAAUUCACCAUCUAUCACUCUGCUAAUUGAUUAAUUAACUAAUCAUUUCAGUGCUAAGGGAAAGUAUACCGUGUUGAAUGUACUGAAAGUAUCUGUUACUCAGACAUAUUUAUUUAUUACUGAUUCCACUCCUUUGCAAUGGAUUUCCAGGGCAAAUUCAGAAUGUAAACAUUACAAGAAAAUGUCUUACAGCGUGUUGUGCUGCAUCUGAGGCUUUUGUUUUUUUUAGUGCAUCACAUCAGGCUGACACCAAAAACUUCCAAGCCAAUCAGCUGAUGGAAAAUCUUCCAUUUCCCCAAAAAACAUGUGACUGCAUCUGUAUCGACAGGCCUGGAGGGAUUAUAGUUGUAUCCCUGUCAGACUGUCUGUGCAUGUUUGUAUUGAGGGAUCAACACAACACUGCAACAUGGUCUAGCAGGGAUGUGUUCAAAAGGCAGGGCUGCUUUACUCAUGUCACACAUUAAGCCUUUAACAAAAGCAUUAUUGUUGGCAUGUGUUGAAAAAUAAUGCUAAUACCUGUAUUUUUUCUGAUAAAAUGUAAAUAAAGGCAUUAAGAGAU